AUGGCAACAGGAAAUAAAUCAAAUUUAUGUGCAGUCUGCAAUAAAUUGCCAGGACUCCGCUUUUGCAUUGGAUGUAGUAAAUACUUUUGCCCGAAGGAUUUAAGAGAACAUGAAAAACAAUUAGCGAUGAAAUUCGAUAACGAAGUAGUUAGAUCUCAUGAUGAACUCCUUGACCAAAUACAAAAAUUAGAAAAAUCAAAUUAUUUAUCAUUGGAUCUUUUCGCUCAAAUUGAACAAUGGAAAAAGACAACAAUCAACAAAGUUGAAAGAGCAGCAGAAAAGGCACAUCAUGAACUUACCGAGCUAAUCGAUAAAAAACGAGCAACAAUAACAAAACAACUUCAAUUUAUUACAAAAGAAAUUCGUUCACGCCAAGAAGAAGAAAUUUUUGUUGAAAAUGAUAUAGAUCAACUUAAACAAGAAAUUGAAAAAAUUAAACAAAAACUUGAAAUACUCAUUCAAAAAGAUAAAAAUCAAAGCAUCAUUGUUGAAAAUAGUCAAAUUGAUUGGAAUCGACUUAUCUACGUUCGAGAAAUCCAAGAUGAACAUGAAAUCCAAGGAAAACAAAGAAACUUACCACUACGCGCGAGUUCGAUUGAUAUUCAUCCGAAUGCAAAAUGGAAACAAAAUGGAAUCACUGUAGCUGGAGGAAAUGGACGAGGCAGUGGAAUCAAUCAAAUCGAUCGUCCAUGGGGUUUGUACGUCGAUGAUGAUCAAACUGUUUUUGUCGUUGAUUGUGAAAAUCACCGUAUUGUGGAAUGGAAAUACGGUGCAAUGAAUGGCCAACUGGUUGCUGGUGGAAAUGGAGAUGGAAGCGGGGCUCAUCAAUUAAAACGUCCAUUGGAUGUGAUUCUUGACAAAGAGAGAGAUAGUCUCAUCAUCAGCGAUAUAGACAAUAAAAGAGUAGUUCGAUGGCCUCGACGAUAUGGUUCUAGUGGGGAAACUAUCAUUUCGAACAUUACUUGCAUUGGUUUGACAAUGGAUGGGAAUGGAUCGCUCUAUGUCGUUGACGAAGAAGAACAUGAAGUGAGACGAUAUAGAAUUGGUGACACCAAAGGAAUAGUGAUUGCAGGUGGCAAUGGCAAAGGAAAUCGUCUUGAUCAACUCUUUUACCCAGAGUACGUAUUCGUCGAUCAAGAUCAUUCAGUGUACGUGUCUGAGUAUGGAAAUCAUCGUGUGAUGAAAUGGGUGGAAGGUGCAAAACCAGGCAUUGUUGUAGCUGGUGGUCAAGGGCAGGGAAAUAGUCUUACACAAUUGGAUCGUCCUCGAGGAGUUGUUGUCGAUCAAUUGGGUACUGUCUAUGUGGCUGAUCAUGGGAAUCAUCGAAUCAUGCGUUGGCCAAAAGGAGCUACGCAGGGAAGUGUCAUUGUUGGUGGAAAUGGGUAUGGAGCACAGACGUAUCAACUCAAUAGUCCCAUAGGUUUAUCAUUUGAUCGACAUGGCAAUCUCUAUGUCGUCGAAUGGGGAAAUGAUCGAGUACAGAAAUUUAAUAUCGAAUAA
This is a messenger RNA of Rotaria sp. Silwood1, 1500 nucleotides long. Lineage: Eukaryota; Metazoa; Rotifera; Eurotatoria; Philodinida; Philodinidae. The record is from the annotation of a GenBank genome assembly.